Messenger RNA from Alosa sapidissima (American shad), 2692 nucleotides. It is a transcript of the gene spoplb, whose product is annotated as speckle type BTB/POZ protein like b. Gene Ontology annotation, molecular function: ubiquitin protein ligase binding. The transcript has 13 exons. Lineage: Eukaryota; Metazoa; Chordata; Actinopteri; Clupeiformes; Clupeidae. The coding region runs from base 456 to 1634 and encodes 392 amino acids. The record is from RefSeq and is a predicted model, not a curated record. Gene Ontology annotation, biological process: regulation of proteolysis; proteasome-mediated ubiquitin-dependent protein catabolic process. Gene Ontology annotation, cellular component: nucleus; cytoplasm.
GCGCAGUUCCCUUUGGAAGCUGCAGGACAGAGAAGUGCACCGCUAUGUGCUUUGAAAAACAUCAGUCAAUCCAAUCAGUAGGGCAAAAAGUUUAGUCUUAUUUUGCACGUUAAGAUUAUUGAAUAGUAUCUGUCAACUAGCCAACAGCUUAGGUUUUAUCAGAAGAGGAGGAAGGAUGAGAAAGCCCAUGUAGUGAAGAGACCAUUCCCUCCUGGGACUAGAGCAGCAGGAAGCAGGAGAAGGUUCACACAGCAGAGGGAUGUGCCCUGCCAGCUCCCCUGUCAAGAAACCCCCAGAUGGCCGGUAGUGUGUCUGCAGUGAGCAUGCUGUGAGCCCCCUAGCCUCUCUGUGUUUCUGGGGAUGCCAUUAAGGGUAGCAUGAGAGCCCAGCCCUUCUCCAGAUUCAAAGUGGUGUGGUCAUUUUCGUAAGGGAAGUCAGCUGUGGCAGAGCUGGCCAUGUCACGGGUCCCCACGCCCCCUCCCCCGGGGGAGAUGACCGCAGGACCUGUGGCAGAGAGCUGGUGCUACACACAGGUGAAGGUGGUGAAGUUCUCCUACAUGUGGACCAUCAACAACUUCAGCUUCUGCCGAGAGGAGAUGGGCGAGGUGCUUAAGAGCUCCACCUUCUCCUCAGGCCCCAAUGACAAGAUGAAAUGGUGUUUGCGUGUGAACCCUAAAGGGCUGGAUGAAGAGAGCAAAGACUACCUUUCACUGUAUCUACUGCUGGUCAGCUGCCCCAAAAGUGAAGUCAGGGCCAAGUUCAAGUUCUCCUUACUGAAUGCCAAACGAGAAGAGACUAAAGCCAUGGAAAGCCAAAGAGCAUACCGCUUUGUCCAAGGCAAGGACUGGGGUUUCAAGAAGUUCAUCAGGAGGGACUUCCUCCUGGACGAAACCAAUGGUCUCCUCCCGGACGACAAGCUCACCCUUUUCUGUGAGGUGAGUGUGGUACAGGACUCGGUCAACAUCUCGGGCCAGUCCAACAUGAACGUGCUGAAGGUUCCGGAAUGCCAGCUGUCAGAUGACCUGGGCAGCCUUUGGGAGGGCUCAAGGUUCACCGACUGCAGCCUCUUCGUGGGGGGACAAGAAUUUAAAGCACACAAAUCUAUCCUGGCCGCAAGGUCACCAGUAUUCAACGCCAUGUUUGAACACAAAAUGGAAGAAAGCAAAAAGAACCGUGUGGACAUUAGUGACGUGGAGCCUGUCGUCUUCAAAGAGAUGAUGGGCUUCAUUUAUACAGGGAAGGCCCCCAACCUGGAGAAGAUGGCCGACAACCUUCUGGCUGCAGCAGACAAGUAUGCUCUGGAGCGACUGAAGGUCAUGUGCGAGGAGGCGCUGUGUAACAGCCUCUCGGUGGAGAACGUGGCCGACAUCCUCAUCCUGGCUGACCUGCACAGUGCUGAGCAGCUCAAAGCACAAGCCAUAGACUUCAUCAACAGAUGUAGUGUGUUAAGGCAGCUAGGUUGUAAAGAUGGGAAGAACUGGAACAACAGUCACGCUGCUGACAUCAUGGAGACUGCGGGCUGGAAGGCAAUGAUCCAGUCGCAUCCCCACCUGGUUGCCGAGGCGUUCCGCGCACUGGCGUCCGCCCAGUGUCCCCCGUUUGGCCUCCCUCGGAAACGACUAAAACAGUCCUGACCCCCACUGCCCCCCACAGACUGCCAAAAGACACGAGAACCCUUCCCUUUCCCCACACUCCGUUCUCUCCCACCUUUCCACACCACACACACUCACACCCCCCCCCCCCCCCCCCCCCCCCCCCCCCCCCCGAUGUUAGAGACCAGGUGGGGCAGGUGGACAGUCCCACAAUGCACUCCUCUCAGCCAGAAAGGGGAAGGACAACAUGGCCGCCUCUGCGUCAGCUCAGCUCCCUGGCUCAGGAAAAUGACAUCAUGGAGCCUCAACUCCACAGGUCAUUUCUAACAUGGCCUUAACUGACCCCCAAACCCUUCCCUCUCACACACACGCACACACACACACGCACGCGUCUGCACACCCCCAUCCCCGCCCAUUGUUUCUGUGUGUGACCCCGUGCCUGCCAAGGCUGACCCCAGGCCUCUCCAGAUUGCACUAGUCUCCCACAAUGCAGUAGUUGAAAAUAUGGUGUGGCGCUUUUGUGGACCUUGUCGCACAUCAAGUAAUGGGAGUGAAGGGGGCCCCUGUCGCCCAUCCUAGCUGUUGACCCCUCCUCCCCCUCCCAGACGUGACGGAACAGGAACAGGAGCGUGACGGCGUUGUGUUGCAAGAUGAGGCUCUCUGUUGCACUGGACCAGUCUGAGGUUGGCGAUGCUGCUCAUAUUGAAUACAAACUGUUCAAAACUUCCUCAGCGGUGGCCAUAAAAGAUGACACUGAGGACCCGCAUUACAUAUUUGGUUAAAAAAAUGUGAUGUAUUAAAAGUGUAUGUAAUUAUGGAUAUUACACAUGAAAAAACUGAGAUGUCUGUAUUUUGCACCUCCUUAACUAUUGGGUAAAUAUGAAGAUUUGUUUACCGACUUCUUUUGUUUUACGUUUUUUUUUUGUGUGUUUCUUCAUGUUGCAUUCUUUCUGAACUUGGUCUUUUUAUUUCCGUUGGAUUCUGCUUUGCUUAGUUGAUCAAACGACUGAGUUCUUUGUCUUCUGAAAAAGCUGUAUUGUGGUUUAUGAAUUAUUAUGAAUUAUGAUUUCAUGCUUUGAAAUUAAAAUGCAGAAAAAACA